GGCCGGACCGCCAGCUCCCGCCCGCUGCCCGGCACCAUGAAGCGCUGGCUGGGGCUGGGCGCCCGGCUGGGGCAGGUGGCCCAGGCCCGAGGGCUGCAGGGCGGCGCCGAGGCUUACAAGGCGGUGUCGGUGGAGGUGGGGAGCAGAAAUUUGAAAAUUUCCUCAGGAAAACUGGCCAGAUUUGCUGAUGGAUGUGCUGUAGUGGAGUUAGGUGAUACAUCAGUGAUGGUCACAGCAGUCAGUAAAACAAAGCCUUCUCCAUCUCAGUUCAUGCCUUUGGUGGUUGACUAUCGCCAAAAAGCUGCUGCCGCAGGAAGGAUUCCUACAAACUACCUCAGAAGAGAGCUUGGUUCCACUGAUAAAGAGAUUCUCACAAGCAGAGUAAUAGAUCGAUCCAUUAGGCCACUCUUCCCAGCAGGUUAUUAUUAUGAUACCCAGAUCAUUUGUAAUCUUUUAGCAGUAGAUGGUGUUAAUCAGCCUGACGUUUUGGCAAUUAAUGGAGCAUCUGCAGCACUUGCGUUAUCAGAUAUCCCGUGGAACGGUCCUAUUGGUGCAGUAAGAGUAGGAAUGGUUGAUGGAGAAAUUGUUGUUAAUCCAACUCGAAAACAAAUGUCUUCUAGUACCUUGAAUUUACUGGUUACUGGAGCGCCUCAUAGUAAAAUUGUCAUGUUGGAAGCCUCAGCUGAGAACAUAUUGCAGCAGGACUUCUGCCAUGCCAUCAAAGUGGGGGUGAAGCAUACCCAGCAAAUAAUUCAGAGUAUACAGCAACUGGUAAAAGAACAUGGUGCUGCCAAGAGAACUGUUCAGAAAUUAUUUAGUGCUCCAGCAGAUAUGGUUGAAUGUGCAAAGCAAUUUGCCUCUGACAAGGUCUGUGCAGUGUUUGCAGAUUUUACCCAUGACAAAAUUUCUAGAGAUGAAGCAGUGAACAAAAUAAGGCUUGAAACGGAAGAACUGUUGAAAGAGAAAUUUCCAGAGGCUGAGUCUUACGAAAUUAUUGAAUCCUUUAAUGUUGUUUCAAAGGACAUUUUUAGAAACUUUAUUCUGAAUGAAUACAGAAGGUGUGAUGGUAGAGACUUAACUUCUCUCAGGAAUAUCAAUUGUGAAGUGGAUAUGUUUAAAAUGCUUCAUGGAUCAGCAUUGUUUCAGAGAGGUCAAACACAGGUUCUCUGUACAGUAACAUUUGAUUCAUUAGAAUCAAGUGUAAAAUCUGAUCUUAUUUCAACAGCUGUGAGUGGAGUGAAAGAUAAAAACUUUAUGCUGCAUUAUGAGUUUCCUCCUUAUGCAACUAAUGAGAUUGGCAAAGUUACUGGUGUGAACAGAAGAGAACUUGGACAUGGUGCACUUGCAGAGAAAGCUUUGAAGCCAGUUAUUCCCCAAGAUUUCCCUUUCACAAUAAGGGUCACUUCAGAAGUCUUGGAGUCAAAUGGAUCUUCAUCAAUGGCUUCUGUAUGUGGUGGAAGUUUGGCAUUAAUGGAUGCAGGAGUCCCAAUAUCAGCUGCUGUGGCAGGUGUAGCAGUAGGACUGGUUACCAGAUGUCAGCCUGAGAAAAAUGGAGAAAUUGAGGAUUAUCGUUUGCUAACAGACAUCCUAGGAAUUGAAGAUUACAAUGGUGAUAUGGACUUCAAAAUGGCUGGUACUAAUAAAGGAAUAACUGCUUUGCAGGCUGAUAUAAAACUACCAGGGAUACCACUAAAAAUUGUAAUGGAAACCAUCCAGCAAGCCACAGUUGCAAAGAGAGAGAUCUUGCAAAUUAUGAACAAAACAAUUGCAAAACCCAGACCAAACAGAAAAGAAAAUGGACCAGUUGUAGAAACUGUUCAGGUGCCUAUCUCCAAAAGAGUAAGGUUUGUUGGGCCAGGCGGCUAUAACUUAAAAAAACUACAGGCUGAAACUGGGGUAACAGUGAGUCAGGUGGAUGAAGAGACAUUUUCUGUAUUUGCCCCAACACCUAAUGCUAUGCAUGAAGCACAAGAGUUUAUUAAGGAAAUCUGCAAAGAUGAUCAAGAGCAUCAGUUGGAAUUUGGAGCAGUUUAUACAGCCACAAUAACUGAAAUUAGAGAUACUGGAGUGAUGAUAAAACUGUAUCCGAAUAUGUCUCCAGUGCUACUUCAUAAUUCACAACUUGAUCAAAGAAAGAUUAAACAUCCUAGCGCCCUGGGAUUAGAUGUUGGCCAAGAAAUUCAGGUGAAAUAUUUUGGACGUGAUCCAACUGAUGGCAGAAUGAGACUUUCACGUAAAGUACUUCAGUCACCAGCCACAUCUGUAGUUAAAACUCUAAGUGACAAAAACAGUAUUGUAAUCGGAGGUGCAAUUCCAGAGUCAUCUAGCUCAUCCUGUUGACUAGUAAGAUCAUAAAAACUGUUAUGGACAUAUUAGUACAGAACUUUUUAAUGUAUGAACAAAUUUAUGAAUGCCAAGUUUAUAUAUUGUACAGAUAACAUUUUAAUUUUGUAUAAAUAUUGUUUGGUGCUGAUUAGUAUUAAAUUUUUCAUCACUGGCUGUUUCAUUCUGUGUCACAAAAAAGCUUAAUUUCUUGUUACAAAUUAUGUAAAAUUGCUGAGGAAAAAUUGACAAUUCUAGACUUUCGGUAGGCUAUCCUAUAUAAGCUGUCAGACAAAGCUAUCUUUAUUUUUAAGAAGUCUUGCUCAUAAUGCCAAAGAGCAGAUACAACCCCGUUUAAAGAAAUGUAAAAUUGGCUGCUUUCUUGAAAGUUCUGACCAUCAUACUGGAAUGCCUGAAGCUCUGACCCUUACAUAUUUGACUGUAUAAUAGACUUAGAUUAAGCUUUUUCAAAAGAAUACUAUGUGCAUUUUUUUUCUUCGGAAGCAAAGGAGACAGUAGACAAAGGUGACUGUAAAAUGAAGGCAAAAUUCUUGCCAGGUCAUUGGCAAAUGAAAAUUUUUAGUAAUUAUAACUUACGAUAUUGUCACUGGUUUAAAACAAACUUAUUCUCUAGAUUUGUGGAGCUUUAUGCUAAUUUAGAGAAAUACAGAAAUAAACUUAAUUGACUUUUAGCACCAUUUUGAAUGCGGAACCUUCUUGAUUAAACUAAUAUUUUGGCAUUUGGUCCCUCGGAAAGAGUAGCAUCCUGCAUUUUCUUCAAAAGUUGACACAGUAAGCAAAUAAUCUCACUUAAUAAAAAUCAUACUCUACUAAAACUUGCAGACUGACAAUAGUGGGGAAAAAAGUACACACACAAACUAUAAAAGCUAAGAGGUGAGGUAAAGUCUCAUAAUUUAAAGUUGCUGUUAGACAAUUUGGCUAAAAUUCCAUCAGAGUAAGAGAAUCAAAAAUCUCAAGUUGCACAGUGGGAAGUGUAGACUUCUGUAGUUUUAUAAAAUAGACAUUUUCAAAGUUAUUUCAGAAAUAUCUGAAAACAUUCUAGUGUAAAAGGUAGACUUGAGAAGCCAUUCACUGACAAUCCUUUACAUAAUCAAAAGUUUUGGCGUUACUUUUCUCUUGUUGAGAUGUUCCACUUUUAUCUUGGUGCAGUUUCUCUCAAAGUGGGCAGCGGGCCCUCUUUAGAAAGCUGCUAACGGGCCACUCCGGUUUUGCGUCUACCUUGGCUGCAAAUGGCAAAUAGUAGCCAAUGGGAGCUGCAAGGCUCCAAGUAAAUAAACCAGAGCAACCCAUUAGCAGCUCUCUCAAUGUGGGCCAUAAACACUGGCUUAGCACAAUGUACCUCUGUUAGUCAGUGCCCAGUCGCAGGACAUAACCCUAUAAUGAAGAUUGUAAGGGAAAUUUCAGCAAUCUGCAAGGUAUGUAGAAUUCACUACUUUAAUAUGAGUAGUGUUUAACCUCAGUUUCAUGGCUUAUUUCAGAUAUAAAUAAAUUUACAAUAACUAAAGUGAAAGCACCACAUUUAUAAAGAACAUUAGCAAUUUUAUAAUACUAAAAUGUGUAGUAGAAACACAGAGAGUCUGUUAUUGGAACUUACCAUUUAGAAUUAAAUGCUAAUGAACCCUCCCAAAAUAAAGUAUAGAAUAAAUAGAAAUAUUGAGAUUGUAAUGGAUUUUUCCCCCCAGUUUUGAGUUUUAAACCAUUGUGCCUGGUAUAGGUUCCAAAAAUCUUGUUUUGAAGAAUGAUAAAACUCCUUCACUAAAUUAUGUUCAGUCAAGAUGAUUUCUUUAGAGUCUCUUAAGUUCAAAGAGACAUUUUUUAAAAGGGUAUAAUAAUUAACUGUUUGUUCAACACCAUGUGUUGAGGCUUCCAAAAAUCCAUUAAGGCAGCACCCAUGCGUAUGCUGGUCUCAAAUUUUAAAGAUCUGAUCUAUUUGUAGAAAACCAAGUUUUCCAUCAGUAGCAAACAAUCUCUGAAGCACCCAGAAUAAAAGAAGUGGAGCAACGUGCAGGAAAAUACUUGUGUUUGUGGAGGAGAAAUAUGAACCUCUAACUGUGAAUAUACAGCCACAAAUAUUUUGCAGUUUUUUCUUGGUAAAUAUUAAAAGGACAUUGAACCAGUUA
Messenger RNA from Pelodiscus sinensis (Chinese soft-shelled turtle), 4463 nucleotides. RefSeq names its product polyribonucleotide nucleotidyltransferase 1 (gene PNPT1). Lineage: Eukaryota; Metazoa; Chordata; Testudines; Trionychidae. Gene Ontology annotation, biological process: mitochondrial RNA 3'-end processing; mitochondrial mRNA catabolic process. Gene Ontology annotation, molecular function: RNA binding; 3'-5'-RNA exonuclease activity; polyribonucleotide nucleotidyltransferase activity. Gene Ontology annotation, cellular component: mitochondrion; cytosol. The record is from RefSeq and is a predicted model, not a curated record.